Lachancea mirantina is the source of this 705-nucleotide messenger RNA. The record is from the annotation of a GenBank genome assembly. NCBI's taxonomy places the organism in Eukaryota, Fungi, Ascomycota, Saccharomycetes, Saccharomycetales, Saccharomycetaceae.
AUGUUUACUGGCAUCGUGGAGCAUAUGGGCGUCGUGAUAGACUACAAGGACUACGACGCAUCUAAAAGUGGCGGCGGAGGUAUCUCCGUGAUGAUCGGUGAGUCAGCACAGGUACUCUCGGACUGUCACAUCGGGGACUCUAUUGCGGUUAACGGCAUUUGCUUGACCGUUACAGAAUAUGGACCCUCAUGGUUUAAAGUUGGUGUGUCACCAGAAACCAUUAGAAGAACCAACGUUGCUUCCUGGGUGCCCGGGUCGAAAGUGAACCUUGAAAGAGCUGUCGGCCAAGAUGUCAGAUUUGGAGGUCAUUACGUCCAAGGUCAUGUCGAUACCACGGCAAAGAUCGUUUCGUGUACUCCAGAAGACAACUCGCUAGUAUUUGGGUUCCAAUUGAGAGACAAAGAAUACGAGAACUACAUCGUGGAAAAGGGUUUUAUCUGUAUUGACGGUACGUCACUCACUAUUACUAACGUGGACUCAAACGGAACAUUCUACAUUUCCAUGAUAAAACAUACUCAGGAAUGUGUCGUCAUGCCGCUCAAGAAAGUUGGCGACUUGGUGAAUAUCGAAGUUGAUCUUACAGGCAAAAUCAUCGAAAAACAAGUCUUUGCUCAGCUCGAACAACAAUUAAACUCGGAAACUUCACCGCUUUCCAAACUAAUUAGCAAGCUGAUAGAUGCGAAGUUGGCCAAAACCUCUACGUAG